AGUAGUAGUAGUAGUAGUAGUAGUAGUAGUAGUAGUAGUAGUAGUAGUAGUAGUAGUAGUAGUAGUAGUAGUAGUAGUAGUAGUAGUAGUAGUAGUAGUAGUAGUAGUAGUAGUAGUAGUAGUAGUAGUAGUAGUAGUAGUAGUAGUAGUAGUAGUAGUAGUAGUAGUAGUAGUAGUAGUAGUAGUAGUAGUAGUAGUAGUAGUAGUAGUAGUAGUAGUAGUAGUAGUAGUAGUAGUAGUAGUAGUAGUAGUAGUAGUAGUAGUAGUAGUAGUAGUAGUAGUAGUAGUAGUAGUAGUAGUAGUAGUAGUAGUAGUAGUAGUAGUAGUAGUAGUAGUAGUAGUAGUAGUAGUAGUAGUAGUAGUAGUAGUAGUAGUAGUAGUAGUAGUAGUAGUAGUAGUAGUAGUAGUAGUAGUAGUAGUAGUAGUAGUAGUAGUAGUAGUAGUAGUAGUAGUAGUAGUAGUAGUAGUAGUAGUAGUAGUAGUAGUAGUAGUAGUAGUAGUAGUAGUAGUAGUAGUAGUAGUAGUAGUAGUAGUAGUAGUAGUAGUAGUAGUAGUAGUAGUAGUAGUAGUAGUAGUAGUAGUAGUAGUAGUAGUAGUAGUAGUAGUAGUAGUAGUAGUAGUAGUAGUAGUAGUAGUAGUAGUAGUAGUAGUAGUAGUAGUAGUAGUAGUAGUAGUAGUAGUAGUAGUAGUAGU
Messenger RNA from Microplitis demolitor, 693 nucleotides. RefSeq lists its product as uncharacterized. The annotation marks the transcript as partial. The record is from RefSeq and is a predicted model, not a curated record. The transcript has a single exon. NCBI's taxonomy places the organism in Eukaryota, Metazoa, Arthropoda, Insecta, Hymenoptera, Braconidae.